Molecule: messenger RNA, 1197 nt
Organism: Alexandromys fortis (reed vole)
Lineage: Eukaryota; Metazoa; Chordata; Mammalia; Rodentia; Cricetidae
Product: oogenesin-1-like
Exons: 2
Coding region: 1-1197 (398 amino acids)
Biological process (GO): negative regulation of apoptotic process; negative regulation of cell differentiation; negative regulation of DNA-templated transcription
Cellular component (GO): cytoplasm
Source: RefSeq, a predicted model, not a curated record
AUGAGUUAUCAAGCCCCACCAACACUCCAGCAGCUAGCGUUCGAGAGCCUACUGAAGAAGGAGGCCUUGACCAUUUCUGGUCUAGCCGGCUUGCCCUGGUUCCUGUUCCCAGCAGCAUUUGAGAGGGCCUUCAGGAACAAUCAGACCGACAUCCUGCGGGCCAUGGUGCCUGCCUGGCCAUUCACAUGCCUUCCUGUAGGAAUCCUGAUGAAGACCCCACACCUGGAGACUUUGAAAGCUCUGCUUGAUGGACUAGAUGUGCUGAUUACAGAGGAGCCUUGCCCCCGCCGCGGGAAAAUCAGAGUGCUGGAUUUGACAAAUAGGGAUACCUGUGUCAAUCGGAGUCAAUCCUGUGAAAGGGAAUUCUUUCUUCAGUUCACGAGAGAGAAGACAGUGGAGACGUUUCCUUACUCACGAGGAAAGAAAUAUCUACAUGUCAUAAAUGACCUAAGUAUCAUGGACAGUAGGUGUGGUGAAUGUACCACAUACUUGUGGCGAUGGGCCCAGCAGAGACAAAAUUCUGUUCAUUUGUGCUGUCCAAAGAGCCAUAUUUUGACAUCAAAAUUGUUUCCCACAGCCAUAGACUUCUUAAAGUCUGUAGAUCUCCACUGUGUAAGGGAGCUGAAGCAUCUCUAUAUCAACGAUGCUCCUGCUCUAGUUGGCAGCCUGGCUGAUUGUCUCCGGUGCCUGAAGAAGCCCUUGCAGACCCUGUCCAUCACUCACUGUUACAUCAUACAGAGAGACUUGGAUUACCUGCCCCUGCGCCUGAACCUUUCUUCGCUUAAACAUCUCUACUUGUCUUUCACAAUGUUGGACAGGUGUAUUCAGCCACUUGGCUAUCUCCUUGAGAGCGUGAAAGACACCUUGGAAACUCUUGACCUGGCCGGAUGUCGGCUGGAGGAUUCUCAAUUUAGUGCUUUGAUGCCUGCCCUGAGUCAAUGCUCCCAGCUCCUUGAGAUUAAUUUUUACAUGAAUGAACUGUCUCUACCCAUCCUGAAGCAACUGCUUCACCUCACAGCCAAGCUGAACAAGCUAACCAAAGAGAUAUACCCUGUCCCUCCGGAGUACUAUGAUGGAUGCCGAGUGCUUGUACGCAGAUUUGAUGAACUUGGUCCUGAGCUUCUGGAUAUACUCAGGUCUGAAAGACAGCUCAAGGAAGUCUGUUUUUUCGCAGUCGCCUGCUCUAUAGAAUUAUAA